Pestalotiopsis fici W106-1 is the source of this 2364-nucleotide messenger RNA. RefSeq lists its product as uncharacterized. The coding region runs from base 1 to 2364 and encodes 787 amino acids. NCBI's taxonomy places the organism in Eukaryota, Fungi, Ascomycota, Sordariomycetes, Amphisphaeriales, Sporocadaceae. The transcript has a single exon. Gene Ontology annotation, cellular component: Noc1p-Noc2p complex; nucleolus; Noc2p-Noc3p complex. Gene Ontology annotation, biological process: ribosomal large subunit biogenesis. The record is from RefSeq and is a predicted model, not a curated record.
AUGGCCGGCGCAAAGAAGAACUUCAAGGCGACCAAAAAGUUCGAGUCAAAACAUCUCAAGGGUGUUUUGGACCAGAGAAAAGCUGCUGCAAAGAUCAAGCAGCGCCAGCAGGUCAAGAACAAGAAGCAGUCCAGGCGCGCCAGCGAUGCCGAGUUCAUCAAGGGCCCUGCCGAGGGCGAAGCGCCCAAGAAUGCCAAGGGCAAGUCCACAACUGCAAAUGUCGGCGAGAUGAGUGUCGACGACUUUUUUGGCGGUGGUUUCGAGAUUAUCGACAAGAAGCAACCAGGAAAGAAGGCCUCCAAGAAGCUGGGCAAGCGAAAGCGGGACGAACCUGCAGAGGAGGACGAUGAGAGCGGCUCCGAGCUUCCCUCGGAAGACGAAAAACCAGCCGACGACGACAGUGACGAUUCCGGUGACGAAGACGAGGACCAAGAUGUUGGCAUGAGCAAAGAAGCCAUGGAUGCGCUAGCAAAGGACGAUCCCGAAUUCUACAAGUUCUUGCAGGAGAACGACCCGGAGGCUCUUGAGUUUGACAAUGCCGAUCUGGCUGAGGUUGACGAGUUGAGCGCCAGCGAAGAGGAGCAGCCCAAGAAGAAGCGGAAGAAGGAAAAGAAGGUUGCCAAAAAGGACGAGUCGGAGGACGAGGAAGAGGAAGCAGACAGUAACGAGCUGACACAGGCCAUGGUUGCCAAGUGGAAGAAGUCCCUGACCGAGACCUACUCUCUGAGAGCGGCGAGACAAGUCGUUCUGGCCUUCCGAUCUGCCGCACACCUCAACGAGACCGACGAGGAGAACCGGACAUCCCAGCGAUACACGAUUUCAAGCCCGGCAGCAUUCCACGAUAUUCUCAUUGUCGCCCUGAAGCAAAUUCCAGAGGUCUUGCAGCACCAUGUACCCAUCAAAGAGACAGCAGGAGGCAAAGUGCAAGUGCCGACAGAUUCCAAGAAGUUCAAGGUUCUGUCUCUGCUGCUGAAAUCUUACACUUCAGCAAUACUGCAUCUGCUUGGCACCUUGUCCGAUGACGCCACACUGAAGCUCACACUGGCCGCACUGGAACCUCUUGUGCCCUACCUGUUGAGUUUCAGGAAACUUCUCAAGAACCUCAUCAAGACGGUGGUCGACUUCUGGAGCCAAUCCACAAGCAGUGAACCUACCCGUAUCACAGCCUUCCUGGUCCUACGGAAGCUGGUUGUCGUUGGUGACAAGGGAAUUCGCGAGGCCGUGCUGAAGGCCACCUACCAAGGCCUGAUCUCAGGUUCGCGCGUCACCAAUGCCAAUACUGUCCAGGGCAUCAAUUUGAUGAAGAACUCGGCAGCUGAGCUUUGGGGCAUUGACCAGAACAUUGGAUACACGACUGCCUUCAACUUCAUCCGCCAACUUGCCAUUCACCUGCGCAACAGCAUUGUACACAACAAGAACGACGCAUACCGGAAUGUCUACAACUGGCAAUAUGUGCAUUCGUUAGAUUUCUGGUCCUAUGUCUUGGCAGAGCACUGUAACUCUCUUAGAGAGAGUGAGCUGGGCAAGGAAUCUCAGCUCAAGCUGCUCGUCUACCCAUUGGUUCAGGUAACGCUGGGAGCCAUGCGACUUAUCCCUACCGCAAUCUACUUCCCGUUGCGCUUCCACUUGACACGGUCACUCCUUCGUAUCUCCAGAUCGACUGGAACAUACAUCCCCUUGGCUUCUGCACUUCUGGAAGUGCUCAACUCGGCAGAAAUGCGGAAGUCGCCAAAGGCAGCGACCAUUAAGCCACUGGAUUUCCACGUCAACUACAAAGCGCCAAAGACCUACCUUAGGACAAGAGUGUACCAAGAUGGUGUUGGUGACCAAGUCGUUGAAUUGUUCUCGGAGUAUUUCGUGCUUUGGUCGACGAAUAUCGCUUUCCCAGAGUUUGCGCUGCCGGUGAUUAUCAUGUUGAAGCGAUGGCUCAAGCAAUCACGAAAGAAGACUGGCGGCAACAAUAACAAUAAGCUUCGAUCAGGCCUUGUGCUGUUGGUUCAGAAGCUCGAAGCCAAUGCCAAAUUCAUCGAGGGCAAGCGUGCCAAGGUUGACUUUGCCCCUCGAGACAGAUCGCAGGUAGAUGCUUUCCUCAAGGAUUUCGAGUGGGAGAAGACACCAAUUGGUGCCUACGUCGUUGCUCAAAGGAAGGCCGGUACAGAAAAGGCCAGGAUGCUUGAACAGGCGCGCAAGGAAGAUGAGCGAAAGCGAAAGGAGGAAGAGCAGGAGGCUCGGCACGCCAAUGGCGUCGAGGAUGAUGAUGACGAUGAAGAUGAAGACGUCGACAUGGAAGACGAAGAAGAUGAGGACGAGGACGAAUCAUCUGAAGACGAGGACGAGGAGGAGGAUGAAGAAGAUGAAGAUUAG